UUUCCGAAUCCUACAUAAUGACAUGCCGAGUUUUUGGAAGGACACAUUGGUUUCCGACAAAGUUUUCAUCCAGUAAAUACGAAAUAAACCGCGUAGCAACAAUUGUCAUCAAUGGCACGUUGGUGAUCUCAACCGUUUUAUUGAACCUGAUAGCAAUGCUGACAAUUCUUAAAUCAACUCAACUGAAGAACAAGAUUUGUUAUUUUCUUAUACUCAUUCAAUCUGUCGUCGAUUUGGGAGUUGGUUGUAUAGGAGCACCGUUAUCAGUCUUUUACAUGCUGGGGACGUUUCUGGGUCUCAGGGAUUGCUUUACAAGCUUCAUAAUUUUUCAAUUGUCUGUUUUCCCUAUUGGAUUUUCCUUGGUGAUAUCUUUUAUCAUAUUGUUCGAGAGAUACAUUGCAGUGCUUCAUCCUUAUUCAUACCCCAAGAUACUGACAAAGAAACGAAUUCUGUAUUUUAUGAUUUGUGGUUUCGCGUUGAUUUUUAUAUCAUUUGCUUUAUCUUUUUAUUUCAUCGCCCCAAUUGCAGUCAUGCUUUUCCUUACGGUUCCAACACUAAUCAUUUUCGCAGGUUUUGUUAACAUUAAAAUAUAUCUAGAGGUGAGAAGACUGCGUCGUUCCGAAGUGAAACCAAGCCUGAACAAUAUUGUCGAGCAUAAAUCAAAAACGAAGUUAUUUCUUCGCGAAGUCAAGUACGCAAAAUCUUGCUUUCUGGUCGUCGCUUGUUUUUUGAUUACUCUGUUGCCAUCCUCAUUGUAUCCAAUAUUCCGGCUUCGGUUCGGCCCAAGUAUGAUCGUGGAUGCUUACUUUUCGUGGAUGAGGGUUAUUACAACUUUGAACUCUAGCGUGAAUUCUGUCAUAUUUUUCUGGAAUAAAGUUCUGUUAAGAAAAGAAGCUGUAAAAGUUUUGAAAGUUGGUUGCUGCCGUUCAUUUUCUGUGACCCGAAGUGAAACUACUGAGUACUGAUCUAUAACUCCAGGAAGUUUGAAAUCGAGAUGGCAUUAAAAACCUAGCCAUUUGACAUCACGAUUACUUAUAGUCGUAUAUAUAAGUUUGAAUUUCAAAGCCGUGUUUAACUUUUGAAAUUGAAAAAAGUGAUUUGUUUAAAUAUAUACCAUAUGACUUAACUUGAGUGUGAAUUACGUGAGAUUUUACACGUUUUACAUUUGCAAUUUUUUAUACUCUCGCAAUACGUCUUUUUGACGUAUAUGUAUAUUUAAAUCAUAUAAUCUAUAUAUUAGGCAUAUGAA
This is a messenger RNA of Dendronephthya gigantea, 1249 nucleotides long. Its product is annotated as prostaglandin E2 receptor EP2 subtype-like. Lineage: Eukaryota; Metazoa; Cnidaria; Anthozoa; Malacalcyonacea; Nephtheidae. The record is from RefSeq and is a predicted model, not a curated record. Gene Ontology annotation, cellular component: membrane. The transcript has a single exon. The coding region runs from base 18 to 965 and encodes 315 amino acids.